Lasiodiplodia theobromae is the source of this 1893-nucleotide messenger RNA. RefSeq lists its product as uncharacterized. The transcript has 4 exons. The coding region runs from base 1 to 1893 and encodes 630 amino acids. The record is from RefSeq and is a predicted model, not a curated record. Gene Ontology annotation, biological process: negative regulation of transcription by RNA polymerase II. Gene Ontology annotation, molecular function: protein binding. Gene Ontology annotation, cellular component: transcription repressor complex; nucleus. Lineage: Eukaryota; Fungi; Ascomycota; Dothideomycetes; Botryosphaeriales; Botryosphaeriaceae.
AUGCCUUCUGCCACCCUAAAACAAGAGUCCAGCUUUUGGAGAACAUUCACAGGUGUCGCAGCCCACUACAAUGCAGAAGAGAAGCUUGCUGCAAGCUUCUUCUUCUCCAAGAGCAGAACAGACCUUUCUAGCACUGCCAAGUUCUUCACAACCUUAGUGCGCCAGAUGAUGGAUGUUGUACCCGGUCUCAAACAGCACGUUCAGAAAGCAGUCGAGAAGAACAAACAAAUCGCCGAGCAGGCUCCGAGAGACCAAUGGCAAAGGCUUAUUCUCGCGCCCCUCCGCAGUCUCACGCAUCUGGAUAGAGCUGCGAAGCCGUAUCUACUCGUUAUAGAUGCUCUAGACGAGUGUAGCGACGACGAAGACGUUCCCGAGAUAAUCCGACUUCUCUCACAGAUCCAAGAAGUUUCGCCCAUCGCUUUUCGAGUCCUUUUUACAAGUAGACCAGAGACUUACGUCCAGAGAGGCUUCAACAGGAUCAAAGGAUUUCAAGAUUUUGUCCUGCACAACAUCGAAGAAUCCGUCGUUGAACGCGAUAUCACAGUCUUUAUUCGUGAAAGGUUCAACGACAUACGGAAAAGUCAAGGACUCCCUCCUACUUGGCCAGGUGAAAAACAAGUUAGUUGUCUCGCUCGCAAGGCUGAAGGGCUCUUCAUCUACGCUGCAACUACAUGUCGAUUUGUUGAAACCUACUGGAAUGCGCAAGAGGGUCUUGAGAUAAUCCUCCGAGCGGAUCACAUCAUUGACGAAUCGCCGGAGCAGAAUCUGGACCGGAUGUACACAACCAUUUUGCAGCGUUUGACCAUGAUCAAAGGAUAUUCCAAAUUACAAGGAGCGUUCCAGAGAGUUUUAGCUGCUAUUGCAGUCUCAGCCAAACCUCUUUCCCCCUAUGGGCUGGCUAAGUUGCUUGAUGCGGAGUUUAGGCAGGUUCAAGCUUUCUUAAACAAUACUAAAUCCGUGCUCGAUUCUCCGAACCUAUCGAUGGAGAGCCGCGAUAGCGUCAAGAUUCUGCACACAUCUUUCCGGGACUUCCUCCUCGACGGCACCAGGUGCACCGACACACGAUUCCACGUCAACGAAAAGGACGCCCACCAGCUCCUCGCUAGGAACUGCAUCGACGUCAUGUCUCGGACCCUGCAGAAGGACAUCUGUUGCCUGCAAGACCCUGGCACUCAUGCUAGCUCUGUCAACCCGGCCCGAAUCAACGAGCACAUCCCGGGCCACCUCAAGUACGCUUGUCGGUACUGGGUCAAGCAUCUCCAACACAGUCCUGACGCACUUGACACUGCGUCAAUCUACGACUUUCUCUGCCAUCACUUUCUACACUGGCUCGAGGCUCUCAGCCUCGUGGGCAAGGUGCACGAGGCGGUCCACACUCUUACCGAUCUACAGUCACUCUGUGGAUCAGACUAUAAUCUUAAGCGGUUUCUGUACGACGCACACCGGUUUACGCUCGCGUUUCGGUCGGUAAUCGAAGAGGCGCCGCUCCAGACGUACAUCUCGGCACUACUGUUUGCACCGCGCCAGAGUAUUGUCAGACAACGGUUCUCGAAGGAGAUCCCGCAGUGGAUCGUAGGCGCGCCCCAAGUGGAGGAAGAGUGGAGCCCGGUAAUUCAAGUACUUAAAGGCCAUUCUCGCUCCGUUGAAGCGGUGGCAUUCUCUCCCGACGGAGGAGUGGUGGCGUCUGGAUCCGACGACAACACGGUCAAGCUGUGGGAUGCGAAGACGGGCCAGCUGCGCACCACGCUCGAAGGCCAUUCGGACUACGUUCGAGCGGUGGCAUUCUCGCCCGACGGAGGAGUGGUCUUCGCUAGAUUUUAUAACGGGACAGUCAAAGCCUGGAACGUCGAAACCGGAGACCUGGGUCUCUAUCCGUACAGGACCUUUGGCUAA